AAAGCAUUCACUAUUGAAUGUGUGAUUUUAUAUAUUCAUUUUAUUAAACUGAAUACCAACUUGUGUUAAAAUAGGUCAAGUCAUUCUUAGUAAUGCCACAAACUAUGAGUUUCCACCCGACAUCAUUUUAAGAAAACUACCAAAGCAAUUAGAAGGAAUGAGCAACUGGUUACCUACUGACUGGAGUAUUCAACAAGAAAACUGUUUAUAUACAUGGCUUAAAGAACUCUCUGACCGUAUGACAUUGAUCCUCACGGACAGUACAACACAUGAUGAUGAUUUUCAAUCGUCUCGAGUAGACGUCAAACGACAAAAGACAAUAGAUAUAGAAGAUAAUGAUAAGAAAGAGAGUCGUAAACAGUUUAUGUUGGCUUGGUUAUCCAAGUUCCCAGAUCAUAUUAUAGAAUACGACGCACAAGAUUAUUUUACAUUUUCCUUGUAUUUAACAUUUCAAAUACCUCAAGACACAUGGAGCCAAGUGCGUAAAAGGAAACAAGAGGAUUUACAAAAUUAUCGAGUAGGUAAAGAAGAAAAGGUAGCAAAAGCCAAGUCUGUUGCACCUGUGAUUAUCAAAUGUAAGUUCAACACAAAGAAAAGGGAACAUUUGUUUACAUUGAUAAAGUCAAAAUGCAUGAAUUAUUUCCAAAGGGCAAUCUACACAUUCGACUCAUCUCUGUCAUGAAUACGACAAGGCUUGGCUCGUCUAUGCCUGAGAGUCGAUUGUUCAAGUAUCCAAUUGAUCAAAGAUUAGUCAAUGACCCUACUUGCCUAUUAUCUUUAUUGGCUGAAAGUGCUGUAAAGUUUCAUCUCUGUCAAUAAACGGAGUUCAUAUUUAUACCAACUUUUAUGCAUU
Messenger RNA from Rhizopus microsporus ATCC 52813, 853 nucleotides. RefSeq lists its product as uncharacterized. NCBI's taxonomy places the organism in Eukaryota, Fungi, Mucoromycota, Mucoromycetes, Mucorales, Rhizopodaceae. Bases 158 to 682 code for a protein of 174 amino acids. The record is from RefSeq and is a predicted model, not a curated record. The transcript has 2 exons.